This is a messenger RNA of Fragaria vesca subsp. vesca, 1928 nucleotides long. Its product is annotated as beta-hexosaminidase 1-like. The record is from RefSeq and is a predicted model, not a curated record. Gene Ontology annotation, cellular component: membrane. Lineage: Eukaryota; Viridiplantae; Streptophyta; Magnoliopsida; Rosales; Rosaceae. Gene Ontology annotation, biological process: carbohydrate metabolic process; glycosaminoglycan metabolic process. Gene Ontology annotation, molecular function: beta-N-acetylhexosaminidase activity. Bases 123 to 1721 code for a protein of 532 amino acids. The transcript is spliced from 15 exons.
ACCAUUGUGUUUGUCUCUAACUCAUCAUCAUCUUCAUCCUUUUCAAAUGUUCCACCUACUCUUCAUACCCUCUUCUUAAUCCAAACCUCACUGUCCCAUUUACCAAUCCAGAAACCAAAACCAUGAAGACCCUUCUCUUGUUCCUAUUCGUUUUCUCCUCCACCCUCUGUUUUUCUCAGGCCAAAGUCAAAGCCCCCGUCACGUACUUAUGGCCGUUGCCGGCGGAGUAUACUUCCGGCAACGAGACGCUCUCCGUUGACCCGGCGCUGUCUCUCGUCGUCGGCGGGAACGGGGGCGGUUCCGGCAUUAUCAGGGUGGCGUUUGAUCGCUACAAGGCGAUUAUAUUCAAUGGGGUUAGUGGGAUUGGUAGGAUGAAGCAAAAGAAGGGGAGUUAUGAUAUUAGUAAAGUCAGAGUUGUGGUGCAGUCUGCGAGCGAAGAUCUUAAUCUUGGUGUGGAUGAGAGCUAUACUCUGUUUGUGUUGAGGAAAGAUGGGAAAGCUAUUGUUGGGGAGGCAACUAUUGAGGCAAAUACAGUGUAUGGUGCGCUGCGGGGGUUAGAGACAUUCAGCCAGCUGUGCACUUUUAACUAUGAUACUAAAUCAAUGCAAGUACAUAAGGCACCCUGGAACAUACGAGACAAACCCAGGUUUGCAUAUCGAGGGCUCUUGCUUGAUACAUCAAGGCACUAUUUACCAAUUGACGUAAUUAAGCAAGUAAUUGAAUCGAUGUCAUAUGCUAAACUUAAUGUUCUUCAUUGGCACGUCAUUGAUAAAGAGUCAUUUCCUCUAGAAGUACCUACAUUUCCCAAAUUGUGGAAAGGUUCAUAUUCACAGUGGGAGAGAUACACCGUCGAAGAUGCAUAUGAAGUUGUCAACUUUGCAAAAACUAGAGGCAUCAAUGUUAUGGCAGAAGUAGAUGUCCCUGGUCAUGCAGAAUCAUGGGGCACUGGAUAUCCUGAUCUCUGGCCUUCCUCUUCCUGUACCCAGCCUCUUGAUGUUUCAAAGAAUUUCACUUUUGACGUGCUUUCUGGCAUUCUGACAGAUUUGAGAAAGAUUUUCCCCUUCGAGCUUUUCCACUUGGGUGGUGAUGAAGUUAAUACAACUUGCUGGGAAGAUACUCCACAUGUAAAUAAAUGGCUUGAGCAACAGAACAUGACUGCCAAAGGCGCCUAUCAAUAUUUUGUUCUCAAAGCACAAGAAAUAGCUAUUUCCAAAAAUUGGACCCCUGUCAACUGGGAAGAAACCUUCAACACCUUCCCAACGAAGCUCAAUCCAAAGACUGUAGUGCAUAACUGGUUGGGGGGAGGGGUUUGUCCAAAGGCCGUUGAUCAAGGUUUCAGAUGCAUUUUCAGCAAUCAAGGUGUUUGGUAUCUUGACCAUCUAGAUGUCCCUUGGGAUGUUACGUACAAUGCUGAUCCACUUGAAGGAAUACAUGAUUCUUCCAAGCAAAAGCUUGUCCUGGGAGGUGAAGUAUGCAUGUGGGGUGAGACUGCUGAUCCAUCAAAUGUUCAGCAAACAAUAUGGCCUCGAGCUGCAGCAGCUGCAGAGCGCCUGUGGAGCACAAAGGAGUCGACUACUGGAAAAAGUAGUAACAAAACCGCGCUACCUCGGCUACACUACUUCAGAUGCCUUUUGAAUAGGCGUGGAGUUCAAGCCGCUCCAGUUGAAAACUUCUAUGCUCGAAGUGCACCAACUGGUGCUGGCUCGUGUUACGUUCAAUAAUUCUUCCAUCGAUCAUAUAUUGUGAUUUUUAUGUAUUCAUUUAUGCAACAUUUAUCAAUCUUGAUUAAAUAUAUGUGCCUUUACAUGAUAUCUGUUAUUAGCUUACAAAUAAAUACAAGCAUUCCAGAGAUUCAGCAUUUCUCUUGUUUAAGAAAAAAGAUACGGCAUGAUGUCAAUUUCUGCUCUACUUAUUUGACCAAUAUAUGG